This is a messenger RNA of Achroia grisella, 996 nucleotides long. RefSeq names its product vesicle-trafficking protein SEC22b (gene Sec22). Bases 160 to 813 code for a protein of 217 amino acids. The record is from RefSeq and is a predicted model, not a curated record. Gene Ontology annotation, biological process: vesicle fusion with Golgi apparatus; endoplasmic reticulum to Golgi vesicle-mediated transport; retrograde vesicle-mediated transport, Golgi to endoplasmic reticulum. Gene Ontology annotation, molecular function: SNAP receptor activity. Gene Ontology annotation, cellular component: ER to Golgi transport vesicle membrane; SNARE complex; endoplasmic reticulum-Golgi intermediate compartment. NCBI's taxonomy places the organism in Eukaryota, Metazoa, Arthropoda, Insecta, Lepidoptera, Pyralidae. The transcript has 5 exons.
UUGUCGUGUCGUGUAUACACAGCUGUCAUCAAUCGCGUUGUUUUCUAAUUUCAUACAAAUAUUCCAAUAAUGAGAAGUAAAAGUAAUGUGCGGUGUAUGAAAUUACUCGUCAAAACAUAAAUUUCUCCUCAAUUGUGAUAGACUUUAAAAAAUAUCAAAAUGGUUUUGAUGACCAUGAUUGCGAGGGUCGUGGAUGGCCUACCCUUAGCGGCUACUAUGCAAGAAGACGAGCAGAGCGGCUGCAAUGUUUUGGAGUAUCAGAAUCAGGCAAAAAUGCUGUUUAGAAAACUAAGCCCACAGUCGCCACUGCGCUGCUCCAUUGAGACUGGGCCAUACCUGUUCCACUAUUUAAUUGAGAACGAGAUCUGCUAUCUGGUUCUCUGUGAGCGCAACUAUAGUAAAAGGCUAGCAUUUAGCUAUUUAGAAGAAAUUGCGCAAGAAUUCUACCAACAGUACGGUAAAAGGGUGAACACAGUAACACGUCCGUACACGUUCAUCGAGUUCGACACGUGGAUGCAGCGCGCGCGGAGGCAGUACGCGGAGGGGGGCGCGCGCGCGCGGCGGGGGGGCGCGGCCGCCUCCCUCGCGCCGCAGCUCGGGGACGUGCAGCGCAUCAUGAUGCAGAACAUCGACGACGUCCUGCAGCGCGGCGCAGUGCUCUCCGAAUUGGACACAAAAACGCAAAACCUAUCAAUGAUGACGCAGAAAUACAAGAAAGAUGCCACAUACCUAAACACGAAGUCUAUGCUGGUAAAAGUAACUGCUGGCGCGGUCAUAUUGCUUGUUUUUGUACUAUACUUCUGGGUUCUUUAGGGUCUUACUUUGGCUGUAUACUUUGUGAUCUUAGUGCUAGUAAAAAUGAGUUGGAACAUGCCUUUGCCUGUUUUUUUACUAUUAGAAAAUUAAAAAGUAAACCCUACCAUAUGCUACACAACGCCAUCUAGUUUCGGAAUAAGCAAACUUGUAUACUGGGUACUAAGGAAGAAAUGAGCAUAA